AUGGUAUGUCGACAGCCGUUGCUGUUGGUUGUAGUGCUGCUCACAACCUCCGCAGCUGCUUCAUGGACUAGUGAUGCCAGCUUUGCGACAAGCACGACGGCCAAAGAUGCCACGUGCAAGCAGCACGACCACAUGUCCGUGCUCCAACUGGGAACUACGCGGGCCUCCGCCCAGCAGAUUCAAACCCAGAGCAAUAGCCUGGCAGUCGACGAAAUCAAAACGUACAUGCCGGCUGUGGCUCUGGCGCUGUUGGGUGCGGCUACUCUGUUCCUGGUCUUCACAUGUGUCGUGAACGCAGCCACUGUCCCCUACACCAUGGCACUGGCGGUCUAUAUGAACUUCCAGGACAACUUCUUCUUCACGCUGGUCCUGGUCCGCAGCCAUGGCUUAGCAGAUCACUUCCAUGCCAACCCUUUGAUCUCCGGGUGGUUAGUGGGUGGCCACAAGUUGGGCACGGCUCUGGGGAUGAUGUCGGUCUUCCUGGCCCUGAAGGUUUCGCCAGAGUUCUGGCGGAAAACCUCGACCGUGUACUCUGCUGCAGUGGUGCUGCAAGUCAUCUCGGCUGGAGCCUUUGCAGCCUGCGCCUUUCUCGGAGAUGCUGGUCUCGCUGGGAUGGCGAUCACGCGACCCCUCAUGGGACUGGGCGGGGGAUUUCAGGUUAGCCUGGCCUUCACCCAAGUAGCUCACCUCGGUGGCCAACAUCGGGCGUUGUACAACUUGCGCGUCUUUGUGGGAGGCUGCAUUGGCAUCGGUGCUGGGCCAUUGCUCAGUUCCCUUGCUACGACCUAUUCGCGGCCAAGACCCUUUGGCGAGGAGGGCUUCGAAGGCAUGCUGACCUUUGUGGCUUUGGCCCCCUGGAUGCAGGUGAGCCUGCUGCUUCUCCGCUCGAUCCCUUCCCUGGACCAUGUGACCGUGCAAAGCUCCCCUCAAAGAGCAUCGCGUGCACAGGCGUUGAUUGUGUGCCUGUGCCUGGCCAUGUUGGUGCUCCGGAACCUGGCCUUGUCCUCACUGGAAGUUGGCCUCGCUCAGCUCGCGCAGACACACUACAAGUUUGAUCAUCUGUCUGCCGGCUUACUAUGCGCCAUCACCGUAUUCAUAACCUUGCCUGUUCAGUUUCUCUACGAAAGUAGUGAGAGAUGCCGGUUCUCCCUGGGCACCAUGCUCUGGACUGGCUUGGCAGCCAGCUGCCUCUUGCUUAGCGAGAAGUUCCUGGUGUUUUACCUUGGGGCCCUCCUGUUCUUCCCGAUGAUGGUCCUGAGCAGUGGCCUGGUCAUGGCGAAGAUGCAGGAAUAUGCGAUGCCGGAUGGCUCACUGCUCGACCGGAACACAACUACACUGCUGGGCCUGGUCAUGGCGGAUUUGUUUGGGCGAGCUUUGGGGCCCAUCUCAGCCCGGCUCAGUAUUUCCGCAGGGGGCCAGCACGCGUUUGCCCUCACACAAAUCAUGUUCGUGUCUUCGAGCCUUCUACUCCACCUAGCAAGUGGGAUCACCAGUCACCAGGUGGACGAGAAGGGAUCACUUCUGGAAUCCCCAGAGAGCACGUGCUCCAUGGCUAUCGAAAGAAGGUAG
Molecule: messenger RNA, 1569 nt
Organism: Symbiodinium natans
Lineage: Eukaryota; Dinophyceae; Suessiales; Symbiodiniaceae
Source: the annotation of a GenBank genome assembly